AUGGCUGCCAAACGACUUGUCGUUGCUGGAGGAAGUGGUUUCCUAGGUUCCAGGAUCUGCAAAUCUGCAGCUGCACGAGGCUGGUCGGUUGUUUCGCUAAGUCGAUCCGGAGAACCGCGGUGGGAUGCCGUGACAGACUCCUCUGAUCGUCCUAGCUGGGCAAGCUCCGUGGAAUGGGCCAAGGCCGAUCUCUUGAAGCCAGAGAGCUAUAAGCCUUUCUUGACAAAUGCUUCAGCUGUUGUGCACUCAAUGGGGAUUCUGUUGGAGGCCGACUACAAGGGUGUUGUACAAGGAAGAGAGCCUAUUGUCAGUGGGCUUCAGCGCGCAUUUAGCUCAUCGAAGCUGGGCAGCCAAAACCCUCUCACACGACAUGAGGGCGAAGCUUUGGAACCAAAGGAAAAGGAUGGCCAGUUAACUUAUGAAUUAAUGAAUAGGGAUUCCGCCAUCGCAUUAGCCCAGGAGUCCUCAAGCGAGCAUGUCCCAGCCUUUGUAUACAUCUCUGCCGCGGCGGGUGCACCCGUCCUUCCAGCCAGGUACAUCACCACCAAACGAGAGGCCGAGGCCACCAUAACCUCCACCCUUCCUGAGCUGCGGAGUAUCUUCAUUCGCCCGGGGUUCAUGUAUGACAACAGCCGAAAGUUCACGCUGCCCAUUGCGCUGGGCGGAUUCGUUGCCUCGGAGUUCAACACUUUGCUAGGAAAUAAACUUGGCUUCCUCGGGGCCAUGGCCGAAAAACCACUAAAAGUCGAUAUGGUGGGUGAGGCUGUGGUUGAGGCGCUGGAAGACGAGUCGACCAGAGGUGCUGUGGGAACAAAGCAGAUUGAAGCACUGGCAACAAAAGCCUGGAGAAAAUCAAUGCUUUAA
Molecule: messenger RNA, 864 nt
Organism: Penicillium manginii
Lineage: Eukaryota; Fungi; Ascomycota; Eurotiomycetes; Eurotiales; Aspergillaceae
Gene: horA
Product: ubiquinone biosynthesis protein COQ11
Exons: 4
Coding region: 1-864 (287 amino acids)
Cellular component (GO): mitochondrion
Molecular function (GO): protein-containing complex binding
Source: RefSeq, a predicted model, not a curated record